This is a messenger RNA of Heterocephalus glaber (naked mole-rat), 3172 nucleotides long. RefSeq lists its product as uncharacterized. Gene Ontology annotation, molecular function: RNA polymerase II cis-regulatory region sequence-specific DNA binding; DNA-binding transcription factor activity, RNA polymerase II-specific. The record is from RefSeq and is a predicted model, not a curated record. Gene Ontology annotation, biological process: regulation of transcription by RNA polymerase II. Gene Ontology annotation, cellular component: nucleus. Lineage: Eukaryota; Metazoa; Chordata; Mammalia; Rodentia; Bathyergidae.
GCUUCCCCAGCUGAGUAAACCGCUCUGCUUUAGGAUUUCUGCUGGCUGCAGGCUGCGUGGGAAGCACCCGGGGAGACCCUCCAGACACGCAAUGGAGGCAGUGAUCUUUGAGGAUGUGGUUGUGAGGUUCACCAUGGAGGAGUGGGAUUUGCUGAAUCCAUCCCAAAAGAAGCUCUACAGAGAUGUGAUGGGGGAAACCUUUAGGAACAUGGCUGCUGUAGGAAGAGCCUGGGAUAACCAGGAACUUGAAGAUGAGCACAAAACUUACUGGAGAAAUCUAAGAAAUAAAGCCUGGAAUCAAUAUAAGGAAAUAUUCCUUUGGACUCCAGAUGCUAACAUGGACAUGAAAAAUACUGGUUUAAAGCCAGCUGAGAGCCUUACUCAUAGAAAGCCCCUGAUUGGGCAUUUGUCCCUAGAUGUACCCAUCAUAACUCACACUGCACUGAAGCCAUGUGAGUAUUUGGGAUAUGAAGAAAAGCUGUGUAAGCAUAAUGAGCAUGGAAGAACCUGCAGUGAUUUCCAGUCCUGUCAGAAGCAUGCAAGGACAAAGGCUGGAGAGAAACCCUAUGAAGGUGGUCAAUGUGGGAAAUCCUAUCCUGAUCUUAGUGAAGGAACUCACCUUAGAGAGAAGGCCUCUCUGUGUAAGAAAACAUUGAAAGCCUCCAGCACACCUAAUGAUGUUCAGAUACACGAAAGAAAUCACAGUGGGGGGAAAUGCUAUGUAUGUAAGCAAUGUGGGAAGGCUUUCACCAGACACAGUGCAUGUAAAAUACAUGAAAGAAUUCACAUGGGGAAGAAACCUUAUGUAUGUAAGCAAUGUGGGAAAGCUUUUAGUACACAGGGUUAUUGUAAAAUACAUGAAAGAAGACACACUGGGGAGAAACCCUAUUUAUGUAAGCAAUGUGGGAAAGCUUUUAGCACACGUAGAUAUUGUGAAAUACAUGAAAGAACUCACACAGGGGAGAAACCCUAUGUAUGUAAGCAGUGUGGGAAAGCUUUCAGUGCACAGUCUUAUUGUAAAAUACAUGAAAGAAUUCACACUGGAGAGAAACCCUAUGUAUGUAAACAAUGUGGGAAAGCUUUCAGCAGGCAUAGAACAUGUAAGAUACAUGAAAGAAAUCACACUGGGGAGAAACCCUAUGCAUGUAAGCAAUGUGGGAAAGCUUUCAGCACACGCUGUGCUUUUCAAAUACACGAAAGAAGUCACACUGGGGAGAAACCUUAUGUAUGUAAGCAAUGUGGGAAAGCUUUUAGCACACACAUUCAUUGUCAAAGACAUGAACAAAUUCACACUGGGGAGAAGCCCUAUAUGUGUAAGCAAUGUGGGAAAGCUUUCAGUACGCGUGGUGCUUGUCAAAGACAUGAAAGAAGUCACACUGGUGAGAAACCCUAUGUAUGUAAGCAAUGUGGAAAAGCUUUCACUAGACACAGUGCAUGUAAAAUACAUGAAAUAACUCACACAGGGGAGAAACCCUAUGUGUGUAAGCAGUGUGGGAAAGCUUUCAGCACACAUGGAUAUUGUGAAAUACAUGAAAGAACUCACACUGGGGAGAAACCCUAUGUAUGCAAGGAAUGUGGGAAAGCUUUUAGUACACACAGUUACUGUAAAAGACAUGAAAGUACUCACACUGGUGAGAAACACUAUGCAUGUAAGCAAUGUGGAAAAGCUUUCAUCAGACACAGUACAUGUAAAAUACAUGAAAGAAUUCACACAGGGAACAAACCCUAUGUCUGUAAGCAAUGUGGGAAAGCUUUCCGGACACAUACGUAUUGUCAGAUACAUGAAAGAACUCACACUGGGGAGAAACCCUAUGUAUGUAAGCAAUGUGGGAAAGCUUUCAGGACACAGAGUCAUCGCAAAAUACAUGAAAGAAUUCACACUGGUGAGACACCCUAUGGAUGUAAGCAAUGUAUGAAAGCUUUCCACACAUGUGCUUUACAAAGACAUGAAAGAAGUCACACUGGAGAGAAACCAUAUGUAUGUAAGCAAUGUGGAAAAACUUUCAGCAGGCACAGUGAAUGUAAAAUUCAUGAAAGAAUUCACACUGGGGAGAAACCGUACGUAUGUAAGCAAUGUGGGAAAACUUUCCACACACGUGGAUAUUGCCAAAUACAUGAAAAAACUCACACUGGGGAUAAACCCUAUGUAUGUAAACGAUGUGGGAAAGCUUUUAGGAGUCACCGUGGUUUUCAAACACAUGAAAGAACUCACACCAGGGAGAAACCCUAUGUAUGUAAGCAAUGUGGGAAAGCUUUCGGUGCACAGAGUUAUUGCCAAAUACAUGAAAGAAUUCACACUGGUGAGACACCCUAUGGAUGUAAGCAAUGUGGGAAAGCUUUCCACACAUGUAGUGCUUUACAAAGACAUAAAAGAAGUCACACUGGAGAGAAACCCUAUGUAUGUAAGCAAUGUAGAAAAACUUUCAGCAGGCACAGUGAAUGUAAAAUUCAUGAAAGAAUUCACACUGGGGAGAAACCGUAUGUAUGUAAGCAAUGUGGGAAAACUUUCCGCACACAUAGAUAUUGCCAACUACAUGAAAAAACUCACACUGGGGAUAAACCCUAUGUAUGUAAACAAUGUGGGAAAGCUUUUAGGAGUCACCGUGGUUCUCAAAUACAUGAAAAAACUCACUCUGGGGAUAAACCCUAUGUAUGUAAGCAAUGUGAAAAAGCUUUCAGUACCCAGCGUUAUUAUAAAGGACAUGAAAGAAUUCACACUGGGGAGAAACCCUAUGCAUGUAAGCAAUGUGGGAAAGCUUUCAGCACACAUGGUGUUUCUCAGAUACACAAAAGAACUCACACUGGGGAGAAACCCUAUGUAUGUAAGCAAUGUGGAAAAGCUUUCAGUACACAGUCAUAAAACACAUGAAGUCAUAGCAGGGAGAAACCCUAUGUAUGUAAGCAAUUUGGAAAAGGUUUCAGCUGGCAGAGUGGAUGUAAAAUACAUAAAAGAACUCACACUGAGGAGAAACUCCAUUUACAUUAACAAUGUGGAAAAGCUUUCAAUACAUAUAUGCAUUAGUGAAGUCUCAUUGGAAAGAAACUGUAUGUAAGCCUGUUUUGAGAAUCUUGUGGAAAUUUCUCAUGUAGUGGAAAUCUGUAGAAAUGAUUAAUACAAAACGUUUGAUGUUAAUAUUUCAUAAAAUGUCUAGAAAAUACAAUUCCGGAUGAA